CACCUCCCUCACCUCCAAGCUCCCCACCGCACCUUGCUCACAUUCCCACCACCGCCCCACCACCACCACCAUGACCACCACCACCCCCGCCACCUCUCCGCUUGUAUCCUCACACGCCUCCACGUCAGGCCUCCAAAUCGCGCUGCACCCGUUAGCACUACUCACAAUCUCGGACUACAUAACGCGCCACACGCUGCGGCAGCAGUCGGGGCCUGUCGUGGGCGCGCUCAUGGGCUCGCAGAGCGGCCGCGAGAUCGCCAUAGAAUACGCCUUCGAAUUCAUGGCGUCUGUUGACGACGACGGGAAUGUCAUCGUCGAUAAACAGUGGUUUGAGACGAAGUUGCAGCUGUUCAAGGAGACACACCCCACAUCAGACCUGAUAGGCUGGUACACGUCGAGCUCGUCGCUGCUGUUCCAUCCGCAGGCGGCGCACGUGCCGGUGCACCAGGACCUGCUGAAGUACAACGAGUCGCUGAUUCUGCUUUUGCUCAACCCGUCGCCAGCGGCGGCGCUCAGCGGUGGUGGGAAGCUCCCCGUCGCGAUUUACGAGAGCAUCUAUGAGGCCGCAGAGGACGAGAAUAAGCUCGGUCUCAAGUUUGUCCCGCUGCCGUAUACCAUCGAGAGCGCCGAGGCGGAGAUGAUCGCUAUGGAUUUUGUCGCGAAGGGUGCUGGGAAUGCUAGCUCCGUUCCGCCGGCGGAAGCGACGGCGGGCAAGGGCAACGGCAAUGGCAAGGGCAAGGGUAAGGAGGAGGUGAUGGUGAAGAUGAAGGUGAAGGAGGGGGCGUCGGGGUCCGGAUCGGGAUCGGGCGCGGUGGAGAAAGUGGACGUGGUGGAGAAAGUGGACGUGGGCACAGCCAACGACGAGCUCCUGUCGGGGCUCAUGGCGAAGAAGAACGCGAUCGUCAUGCUCAACGCACGGAUCAAGCUGCUACUAUCGUACCUGCAGAACCCACCGAACGGCGUGCCGAACCACCAGAUCCUCCGCGAGAUCAAGUCGCUCACCCACUCCCGCCUCCCCCUACUCAAGCCCGCAAACGAGAAGGCGUUCAUGUCAGAAAAGAUCGCCGAGGAGUCGGACGUAAACUUGGUCGUCCUGCUCGGCGCCGUCACCAGGUGCAUCGAGGACGUGAGGGGCGUCGGCCGUAAGAGUGCCGGAAUCGAACAUAUCGUCAAGACCGGAAGCAAAAAGUCUGCGUUCGAUGAUGACCUGGAGUUUACGGGAAUUGGAACGCCAGGUGGUCCUGGUAGGAGAGUCACGAGGGGCAUGGGUGUGUUUGGUUUCUAGCGCGCAAGGUACACAUGGGAUACGGAUUACGUAUGAUGCGAAUGGGUUCUGGUUUUUUUCUUCUCGAGAUCAUGAUGCGUGAUGGGUGAUUGCGUAUGAAUAAAAAACGAAUUUAUUGAGUGAUGUUGUUCGUUCUUGGGGACUUGACUGGUGCCCUGCUGGGUGGUUAUUGCGCGGUCCUAGUUGUGACGUUU
Molecule: messenger RNA, 1479 nt
Organism: Tricharina praecox
Lineage: Eukaryota; Fungi; Ascomycota; Pezizomycetes; Pezizales; Pyronemataceae
Exons: 2
Coding region: 71-1285 (404 amino acids)
Biological process (GO): protein deneddylation
Cellular component (GO): COP9 signalosome
Molecular function (GO): metallopeptidase activity; protein binding
Source: RefSeq, a predicted model, not a curated record